This is a messenger RNA of Quercus lobata, 1080 nucleotides long. Its product is annotated as cyclin-A1-1-like. The record is from RefSeq and is a predicted model, not a curated record. Bases 1 to 816 code for a protein of 271 amino acids. Gene Ontology annotation, molecular function: cyclin-dependent protein serine/threonine kinase regulator activity. Gene Ontology annotation, biological process: mitotic cell cycle phase transition. NCBI's taxonomy places the organism in Eukaryota, Viridiplantae, Streptophyta, Magnoliopsida, Fagales, Fagaceae. The transcript has 8 exons.
AUGGUUGCACAAAGCUGCGGUAUUGCUUGUGAUAUUUACCAGCACUUGCGUGCCUCUGAGUCACCUAAUAAUUGUAACUUUAUCAAGGGUGUACAUGUAACACAUGUUUAUCUUCUAUUCCAACUGCAGGUGGCUGAAAAGUAUAGGCUUGUACCUGACACAUUAUAUUUGACCAUAAACUACAUAGACUGGUAUCUUUCAGGGAAUUUGAUGAAUAGGCAACGGUUACAGUUACUUGGUGCCGCGUGCAUGAUGAUUGCCUCCAAAUAUGAGGAGAUUUGUGCACCCCAGAUAGAAGAGUUCUGUAACAUAACUGAUAACACAUAUUUCAAGGAAGAGGUUUUGCAAAUGGAAUCUGCAGUUUUGAACUACUUGAAGUUUGAAAUGACAGCACCAACAGCUAAAUGUUUCUUAAGGCGAUUUGUUCGUGCUGCUCAAGGAAUAAAUGAGGUAUUGUUCUUGGGCUUGAGUGCUCAAUAUGUUUGCUUUUGUAUCUUCCCUGCCAUAUGCAAGUUGGAGUACAGUAUGCUUUGCUAUGCUCCAUCACUUAUAGCUGCUUUGGCAAUUUUCUUGGCCAAUUAUUUUCUUUUCCCUUCAAAGAGACCAUGGAAUUCGACCUUGCAGCAUUACACACUUUACCAGCCUUCUGAUUUGUGUGACUGUGUCAAGGAUCUCCAUCGCCUGUGCUGCGAUAGCCAUAAUUCUAGUUUACCUGCUAUCAGGGAGAAAUACAGUCAGCAUAAGAACAAAUAUGUGGCGAAGAAGUAUUGCCCCCCUACAAUACCUCCAGAGUUUUUCCACAGUUUAAGUCACUAGACAUUUGGAUUCCUGGUCCAAUGCUUCAGUUGGAUAUAGACUUGACAUCAGUUCACGGAUACUAGCAGCUAGUUGGUUCCAAGCAAUGGAAUUUUUUUUCUUUUUCUUUUCUUCCGUCAUUUUGUAUAUUGUCUUCUUUUUCAUGAUUUCAUUGUUAAUGUGUACGUUGGUAUUUUGUGCAUACUGUUGGGGGAUCUGCUGAUUCCACUGAUUCAGUGAAAUGUAAACUCCAAAUGUUGUAUGAUAUGCCUUCUUUCUUUCCCA